UUAGCUACAUGAGCAUACAGAUGAUGAUGAUGAGCAACAAACCCUCCUUGAAGAAGACCAAUUCGUUUCCCUUAAAAAACAUUUCUCCUAAUUCCAUGUAUGUUCAACAGACUAUAGUUGGACCCAGCUGGAGGUCUCCUCAUCAGGUAGAAUUCCCAACCUCCCCUGAGGUCCCCCAGCUGGUCGAUGAAAUCUUCCAUGUCGCUCACCAUCAACACCCCAUCUCCCAAACUUACCUGCCUGACCUCUUCACCUGCGCAGCUUGCAAGGAGUAUGGCGCCGGCGAGUGCUACACCUGCGCUGACUGUGACUAUCAGCUACAUGAUUUCUGCGCCUUUGCUCCUCCAGCUCUUAAGAAACAUCCCAUCCACCCCCUUCACGACAUCAUAUUCUUACCAAAACCUGUUAAAGGAGGAUUAUUGAAACCGAAGUGCGAUAUCUGUGCCAAAACCACCAAAGGAUGCGUUUUCAAAUGCAAAGUAUGCAGUUUCCAAAUGCACCCAUGCUGUGCAAUGUUGUCAACCGAAAUCAGCAUUUCAGUCCACUCACACACCCUAAGGCUCUUGCCCAUGCCGGCUCAUUCUUCGUAUGGGGACCCUGAUGGCUUUGUAUGUCGCGGGUGCAAUCGGAGGAGGUCAGGGAGAGUGUACCAAUGCACCAUCUGUGAUUAUCAUCUCCAUGCAGUCUGUGCUAAGAACAUGGUGAAUGGACUUCAAGCGAAUGGUAUCAAAGGCAUGGAUAAGCCGAGCAAGCUAGGAUCUGCAGCUAAGGUUGCUUCUCAAGUGGUGAUAGAAUUCAUUGGAGGGCUGCUUGGAGGGCUUGGACAAGGGGUUGGACAGGUGCUGUUUCAAACUGCUACUAAAGGAAGUUGAUGGGAGCUCUGGGUUAAGUUUGCAGUUGGGGAAGUGUUGCAG
Durio zibethinus is the source of this 914-nucleotide messenger RNA. Its product is annotated as protein VACUOLELESS GAMETOPHYTES-like. NCBI's taxonomy places the organism in Eukaryota, Viridiplantae, Streptophyta, Magnoliopsida, Malvales, Malvaceae. The record is from RefSeq and is a predicted model, not a curated record.